Molecule: messenger RNA, 2881 nt
Organism: Fonticula alba
Lineage: Eukaryota; Rotosphaerida; Fonticulaceae
Exons: 7
Coding region: 212-2806 (864 amino acids)
Biological process (GO): regulation of apoptotic process
Cellular component (GO): nucleus
Molecular function (GO): p53 binding
Source: RefSeq, a predicted model, not a curated record
GCCCGCCCCCCCCCCUUUCCGCCUGCCGCUUUUGCCUUCUUCAUCGCACCUUCCCUUCGCCCCGACGCGCACGUCCAACGAGCGCCUCCCUCGCCGCUUUCUCGGAGAGAAGCCCUCUCGCCGCCCGCGGGAGCGGUAGGUUCCUCCGCCCUUUUCUUUCGCCCUUCCUCCUCCUCCCCCCGGCCAACCCAGCCGCGCACAAGUGCAUACCAUGCUUUCAGGUCGGAUCUUUCAGGCUGUCUUUGGUGGUGGCGCGGCGGCUGACGCGGCCGCCGGUCCGGACGCCGCCCAGCGGCCAGCCUCCUCUGGUGCCGGCUCCACCGACGCCACCACUGGCAUCCAAACGGCCGAGGAUCCCUCCAAGACCCCGGUUCCCGGCUCUCCGGCCGCCGGCGUCCCGCCCAAGUCCAAGAAGGUCUACGGCGCGAGCUACAUGCAUGCGGUGUCGGUGGAGUCGCUCAGCAGCACGCCCUCCUCGCCCGGGGUUGGCUCCCCCGUCGUGACCAAGGCUGUCGUUGCCCCGGCAUCGACCACUGCCACUGCCACCGCUACCCCGACCAGCCCCACGUCCGACGGCCCACACGACGACCACAUCUUCGACCAGGCAGCCUUCCUCGAGGCUGCCAAGGACAUGUCCCCCGAGGAUGCGGCUCUGUUCAAGCGCAAGCUCCAGCAAAUGAACCGCCUCCUGAAGGAUGAGCUGGUUGAGCUAGACCAGCAGGCGUCCAUGCUUGAGAAUCUCUCGGAAAAUGCCGACUUCUCGCGCAGUAACACCGACUCGCGGCCCAGCCUCAAGGACAUGAAGAAGCGCUCAGCCCAGAGCCGCUUCGACCAGCUCUUCGAGGAGGAUACCAACGCCCCGAACACCCUGCGCAAGCUGCGCGAGGGGCUGGCCCAGAAGCAGAGCGAGAUCCUGCACCUGCGCCACGAACUGGCGGCGGCCAAGCUCCGCGAGCAAAACCUCGAAGAGGAGAACCUGCGCAUGCUGUCCCGGCCGCCGCACUCCGGCAUCCCCUCGCCGGUCUUCAGCCCCGGGGACAUCGAGGAUUUGGAGCGCCUCGUGCGCGAGGCACAGACCCUCUUCUCGGAAGAGCGCCAGGCUCGCACGUCGGUCGAGAACAAGCUGACCGUCACCGAGUCCGAGGUGGCCACCUUGCAGCGGCGCAUUGGCAGCCUGGAGACGCAGCUGGCUUCGGCCACAUCCGAGGCGGCACUGGCCCGGUCGCGACUGGAAUCGGCCGAGAGCCGGGCCGUGUCGGCCGAGAACAAGGCCCGCGCGGUCCUGGCCGACCUGGAGACGCGCCUGGCAUCCACCAUCAACCCGAGCCCGACGCAGGCCAAGUUUGACAGCCAGCUCGCGGAGCUCCGGCGCCAGAUCGAGACCCUGGAGACGUCGCUGCGGGCGGCCGAGCGCCAGGCCCUCGACUCGGACACGGAGCUUCGCACCACGCGCCAGGCUCUGAGCCAGUCGGAGACCGCCCUGGAGAUGGCCAACGCCGAGCUGUCCAAAUCCCAGCUGGAGGUGGCGCGCCUGGCCAGGCGGUGCGCCCGCCUCGAGGCGCGUGAGACCCCGGCCGGGCCGGCGCCCAGCAGCGCCGCCGGGUCGGCCUCCUCGACGCCGCUGGUGGCCGAUUUGGCGGCCGCCCUGCGGGCGCCCUCCCCUCCCCAGGCCAAGGGAUCUCCCGCCGGGGCGGCAGCGGGCACCGGCAGUGGCAGCGCCGCGGCCGGGUCCAGCCCCGGCGCCAGCCCCGGCCCCGGCAAGCCUCCUUCGGCACAGCCGUCGCCGACCUUGAUCCCGGCGAAUGUCCGCGAGCAGGCGACCCCGGAGGCGACGGCGGUGUCCCCCGCGCCGGGGGUAGUUGCCCCGGCGUCCGGCGCCGAUGCCGGUGCGGGUGUCCCGGCGGCGGCGGCGGCGGCGGCGGCGGCGGCGGCUGCUGCUGCUGGUCCCGGCCCCAAGCGGCCGCCCAAGUCCAUCCUCAAGCCUUCCAACACCAAGUCCACUCCUCGUCGGGAUCUGCGCUUCAACCUGGCGGUGCUCAUCCUCGAUGGGGCCUUCUACGGGGACCUGGAUCUGGUGAAGAAGUGCGUGGAGUCGGACUCGACACCGCCGCUGGGGGCGGCCGGUCCGCGCCGCACCGGCGCCCCUGCGACUGGCGUUCCGGCUCCCGGCUCGACGACCGGCUACCGGCCGGUGGACGACCAUAUCCCGGUGGUGGAUCGGUCCAAUGACGAAGGCUUGACGCCGCUCCACUGCGCGGCCUGCAAUGGCUAUGUCGACAUCACCGAAUACCUGCUGAGCAAGGGCGCUCGGCCGAACGUGUUUGAUGUCGAUGGCUGGACCCCGCUGCACGGCGCGGCGUCCUGUGGCAGCCUCGAUGUUGCCCGGCAGCUGAUUCUCUCCGGGGCCAGCCUGCUGGCGCGCAAUGUCGAGGAUGACACUCCGCUUACGCUGUCCUCCUGCCCGGAUACGGCCAAGCUCAUUGAGACCGAGCUCCACUCCUUCCUGACCGCCGAGGAGAUCUUCGCCAUCUUCGAUCGGACUCCGGCCGAGUGUGAGAACCCGGAUGAGCUGGCCUUCUCCAUGGGGGAGAAGUUCGUGGUGGUUUCUCGCUCGGAGUCCUUCGACCCGGAGGACCCGACCUCGGUGUCCGGGGCCCCGGACACGCCCAUGAGCCCGGACUCGCCGACCAGCGUCCUGGAGCAGUCGUCGUGGUGGUUUGUCCGCUCGGCGACCGAUCCGACGCGCUCUGGCUGGGUUCCGAACAACUAUUUCAGCGCAUACCGCCCGGUGCAGGUGGACUGCUGAGGAGAGGCUGUCCCCUUUUCCCCUCCAGAGGGGGAGGGGGCGGCGGCGAGAGGAGGAGGUGUGUGCAGGGGCGAU